Messenger RNA from Thrips palmi, 1741 nucleotides. RefSeq lists its product as uncharacterized. The transcript is spliced from 4 exons. NCBI's taxonomy places the organism in Eukaryota, Metazoa, Arthropoda, Insecta, Thysanoptera, Thripidae. The record is from RefSeq and is a predicted model, not a curated record. The coding region runs from base 71 to 1741 and encodes 556 amino acids.
AGGAACCUUGUGGUAUCUCGAAAGCAUAUUGCUACAUGUAUUUGGACUACGGUUACAAACUGACUGCAGAAUGGAGGCAAUGGAUGACGAAGUUUCUGGACGACCUGAUCCCACUGAUUUAGCUGCUAAGCUGCAGGCUCGGGCAGCAGAGACGUUAAUCAAACUGAAGGAUGAAAGCUAUUCAACUCACAAGGUUUUCAAUCUUGUGACAAACGGUGUUGAUGACCUAUUUAGAAUCCUGAUUGACAUCAUCAAGGCCCAAUUUAUGAGUUAUGGAGCUGAGCAGGUGUUUUCUGUACAAGAAGUAUGCUCAAUACUUGAUAGAUUGGAGGGGAAUUCAUUAUUUGAGGGUGUGCAUACUCCAGAAGAGCUGUCAAAAUAUGUGGAACAAGAAAGAUGUCUCAUACGUCCAGCUGGUGUGGAAGUCACUACUCAACCAGUUGUUGCAGGAAAAGAAGUUAAAGCUGCUGUUGUUGAAAAAGGGUACAUAGUUCCCUUUUUACCUAUGUUAGAGGCUUUGCUCAACUGCCCUGAAGUUCUACAUUGCAUUGACAAUCCAAAGCCAUCUAUCGAUGGAGUCUUUGCCGAUCCACUUGAUGGCUAUGCAUACAAGAAACAUCCUUUGGUUCAGAAGUAUCCAGGAACAUUAGGCAUUAGAACUUAUGAUGAUGAUGCGCAAUGCACUGACUCAGCAAGUAGCCAAGAUGUCAGCGUUCGGUUUAUCUACUGGACAUUGCUUAACAUUUAUCCCGAGCUGAGAUCAUCAAAUCGAGCUAUCCACUUGAUGGGUUGUAUGAAAACUGACCUCAUUAAGUCAACAGGUCAUAAAGUCUUCUUGACUGACUAUGUGGCUUCAAUGAAACAAUUAUGCAGUGAAGAAGGAGUUACCUUCACUGUGAUGGGCAAGAAAAGAGUGUUCCGUGCUGUGAUGGUAGACCAUAAUGCUGACAACCCAGCCGCUGCCAGCAUAGGAGGCUUCAAAGAGUCACAUUUUGCUAAUUGUUGUUGUCGUCAGUGCUAUGUUACCUCAGAAGAAAUGUUCUCUUCAUUUGAUGAAAAAGAUUUUGUCCGGCGCGACAAGGAAUCUCAUGAAAAGCAUGUGGCUGAAGUGGAGGAGUACAUUGAAAAAAAGUGCAAGACGAAACCCUCUCCCUCUGUGACAUAUGGUAUAAACAGCAGAAGUGCUCUGAUGGAUAUUCCUACUUGUGAUGUCACCAAAUGCCUGCCUCAGGAUCUCAUGCACGACGUUAUUCUUGGCACUCUGAAAACGGAAAUUAUCUGUCUAUUAGAACAUACUCUAGAGAAGAAAAAAACCUCACUCAAGGCCAUCAACAGGAGAAUAAGUAGUCUGGUAAAGUAUUUUGGAGUUAACAAGCCAGCAGACAUAGAAGCAAGCCACAUUCAGAACAGAUCAUUACGCCAGUCAGCAUCAGAGACAUUGGCCCUGGCCUAUUUACUGCCAUUUGCCCUCCAAGUUCAAACUGAAAAAGGAGUGGAGCUUGCUUGUGAUGAGGCUAACCUACAUUGCUACAUUCUGAGGCUAAAUCUUCUGAGCCUUCAAAUGUCUGACCAAUUUACAAUGGCCGACCUUGAAAGAUUGAGAAAAAUGACAAUAGACCACCACAAGCGGUUUCAAGCCCUAUAUCCUGGCCGAGAAACUCCGAAGAUGCAUUACGAAACCCAUUUCCCAAUGCAAAUAUAUCUUUAUGGGCCACUUCGUCUCCACUGGUGCUUCAGGUAA